GAAGCGCAGGCAGACCCGACACCGGCGGAGGCAGAGAGAAGUAACCUGGCUAACUUGCUGCUGGGCAUGAUGAGAGGUAUUAUGUGGAAUAAUACACUGCUGCAUUCACAUCUGCGCACGGACGCGACGCAGCGACAAACAUACAAGAACGAUAUGACUGCGUUAACAACUGCUAUCUGCACAGAGGCAACGCAGCAGCAGCAACAGCAUCAUCUGUUGAAUUCCACUAUCACACGCGUCAACAGCAUAGAGGCUAACACCUCAGCAGCGCCAGGCUGCACGACAGACGUGACGAAGCAACUCAACGAGCGCAUCAAUCACGUCGUCACCAUCAUCGGCGACAUAAGUAUUUUCAAUGGACCAGACUCGAUCAGCAGCACGGUGGCCGCCAUCAAGACGGACAUCACCAAGCUACAGACGAGACCGGAAGCUGCUACAAAGACGUUCAAGAUGCCGCACUUCGACAUCAGCAAGUUCGACGAUUACAACAAGUCGGACGCCUUGUCAUGGUGGCAACGCUUCCUCACGGAAGCAUCAUGCCGCAUGGUCCCGGCGGAYGACAUGUUGAAGGCACUAUAUYUGCAGCUGAUUGGAGGAGCGCAGGGAUGGAUGAACCAUCUAGCGGCUACACACAAGUGCACUAUCGCCGAACUCCACACGCACAUUACGUGGAAGGAGUUCGAGCAGCUAUGGUUCACCAGAUUCAUGGUCCGCAACGUCGUGAAGAUGGCCAUGAACGAGGUCUACACAUGCUCUCAAGGGAACAUGCCAACGCGAGACAGGGCAUCAAAAUGGCAGAAGAUAAUGACCACGCCAGGCUUCGACUUGACGUUCCCUAAUCAACGAUCCGAGUUCUUCUCGAGAUCGUGCGCAGGAUUGCGGUCGGCACUCGGCAACGAGUACGACUAUACUACGUUCCAGGCCAUUAUGGAUCGAGCGAACUUGGUCAUCCAAACGGACGACAAGGCCGCUAACGAGAGACAAUCCCAGCCGCACUAUGUGGCUAAGCAGGCCUAUCAACGUCCGACACAUAAUAAUGCCGUGAUUUCUGAGGAAACCGACGACCACCACGCUGCAGCAGCAUCCUCAAGUGAUGGAGGAAUUGUCGCAGCGCUCCCGCCGAAGCGUCCCAAGAGAGUUCGAAAGAACAAGGCGACACAAGAGACGGCAGCGACGGGAGCUGGGCAGCCAUGGACGGCAUAUAAGAUCACCAAGGAGGUCUAUGACCUACGUCAGAAGUACCGAUACUGCCUUUGGUGCAACGGAGUCACCCAUGUGACCGCACAAUGCCCCGAAAAGGGCAAGGCACGCGUACCCCGUCCAGCAAACUCGGGAAACUGAGUUACGCAAGGAGAGGGGUGAUGUCUCUCCUCACCCCGCCGGACCCGGUUGCCUUGCUAGCAAUUGAUGUCACUACCGGGGAGCAUGCGUUAGUCGCUGAUUCUCGUGCUACGUAUGAGGAUUAUGCCGCCCAGCUGGUACCACCAUUAGACCAGCCUAGCCACGUGCAUGUAGAUUGCGUAUGCGUAGCCUGUACACCGUCGGCAAGUGAUCCGGUCAGUUCGCCACUGCUUUCCGAGGACUCGACGGCGUGGUCAAGACUUGAGGAGCUUGACCCGCUCACGAGAGAGGAUUUCGCUUGGAUACCUCUACCCUCAACCGGAACAUUGCCAAAGCCGCAUUGCAGCGCCUUGAUGGCAAAUCUACGCUCCUACUUGCACACUACAGUACCAGCUCCGUUGACGGACGACGGGGUAACGGUUGCCGAUCUCCGCUCCUAUCUUGCGAAGAUCGACCGCGAGCACGCCACCCAAAGGUACGCYGAAACCGACGCACCUUUGCUCUAUAUCCGCAUUCAAAUCGGAAAGGCAACCUGUAGUGCCUUGAUUGAUUGCGGAGCGUCUCGCAACUUCAUGAGUCAAGCCUUUAUGGCCCGCGCAGGUCUUGGCCCGCGCGUUCGA
Chara braunii is the source of this 1961-nucleotide messenger RNA. Lineage: Eukaryota; Viridiplantae; Streptophyta; Charophyceae; Charales; Characeae. The record is from the annotation of a GenBank genome assembly.